This is a messenger RNA of Exaiptasia diaphana, 433 nucleotides long. Its product is annotated as 60S ribosomal protein L35a. The transcript is spliced from 4 exons. Lineage: Eukaryota; Metazoa; Cnidaria; Anthozoa; Actiniaria; Aiptasiidae. The record is from RefSeq and is a predicted model, not a curated record. Gene Ontology annotation, biological process: cytoplasmic translation; ribosomal large subunit biogenesis. Gene Ontology annotation, molecular function: structural constituent of ribosome. Bases 42 to 383 code for a protein of 113 amino acids. Gene Ontology annotation, cellular component: cytosolic large ribosomal subunit; ribosome.
GAAUCCCUUCAGCCAAAGAGUUAAAAGGAAGACACGACAAAAUGUCGCAGCCCAUUCGUCUCUACACCAAAGGAAUUGUCYUGGGUUAUAAGAGGGGUCUUAGGAACCAGCACCCUUCCACAUCACUUAUCAAGAUAGAAGGUGUUGACAAUAAAACAGACACAGAAUUCUACAUGGGGAAGAGGCUUGCYUAUGUCUAUCGUGCCAAGACCAAGACUGUUGCCAAGGGAGAUAAGAAAGCCACUAAACUGCGAGUCAUAUGGGGUAAGGUCACACGUUCACAUGGAAACAGUGGAGUUGUGAAGGCCAAGUUCAGGCAUAACCUGCCUCCAAAGUCUAUGGGUGCUACUGUACGAGUUAUGCUGUAUCCAUCAAGAGUCUGAAGGACAAAGCUGCCUUUAAAUUGUAUAAUAAAAAUUACAGUCUAAAACUU